CGCUGCAUGUUAGCGUCCAUUGAGCGAGGAAGCUAACCUUCUUCAGGCUACCGCCUCGCCUUCUGGCACGUUCUGCGUUUAUAUUUUAUAUUUUGUCUCGUGUUGAGUAAUAAUACUCAACCUUGCGAUAUUUAUUACCAAGUUGUGCCAGUACGACACCAUUUCGCAACGAUGACAGGCUCUAACGAAUACAAGCUAAACCAGACACCUGAAGACGGCAUCUCUGCUGUAAAGUUCAGCCCCAGUACUGCUCAGUUCCUCUUGGUUUCCUCAUGGGAUUGCACAGUUCGUCUGUAUGAUGUCGGAGGGAACACGAUGAGGAUGAAGUACCAGCACACAGCUCCUGUGCUCGACUGUGCUUUUUAUGACUCAACACAUUCUUGGAGUGGAGAUUUGGAGGCUCAGCUAAAGACUCACGAUUUGAACACAGACCAAGAUACAGUAGUGGGGGCACAUGAUGCCCCCAUUCGUUGUGUGGAGUACUGCCCGGAGGUAAAUGUUAUGGUAACUGGGAGCUGGGACAGAUCAGUCCGACUGUGGGAUCCACGAACGCCCUGCAAUGCUGGCACCUUUACUCAACCUGAAAAGGUCUACACCCUCUCUGUGGCUGGAGACAGGCUGAUUGUGGGUACAGCAGGAAGACGAGUUUUGGUGUGGGAUUUACGGAACAUGGGCUACGUACAGCAAAGACGAGAGUCCAGCCUCAAGUAUCAGACUCGCUGCAUCAGAGCCUUCCCCAACAAACAGGGCUACGUGUUGAGUUCAAUCGAAGGUCGUGUUGCUGUGGAGUACCUGGAUCCGAGCCAGGAGGUUCAGAAGAAGAAAUACGCCUUCAAGUGCCACAGGUUAAAGGAGGAGGGAAUUGAACAGGUCUACCCUGUCAACGCCAUUUCGUUUCAUGGCUUCCACAACACCUUUGCAACAGGUGGCUCCGACGGCUUUGUCAAUAUCUGGGAUCCAUUCAACAAAAAGCGCCUGUGUCAGUUCCACCGUUACCCUACCAGCAUUGCUUCACUGGCUUUCAGCAAUGAUGGUACCAUGCUGGCCAUUGCCUCCUCCUACAUGUUUGAGAAAGGAGACAUCUCCCAUCCAGAGGACGCCAUCUUCAUUCGUCAAGUAACAGAUGCUGAGACAAAGCCCAAGUCAACCUAAAACUGGAGAAUAUCUCUCCCCUUGCCAGACUCCGUGAUCCUCUGUGCUAAUAUUAUUUCUGCUUUCCCUUCACAAAUUUUUACAUCUCUUUGUUUGCUGUUAUUCCCACAGUGUAUAUAUAUAUAUGUUUUCUGUGUUCUCUUCUAUUGUCCUGAGUUAUGCUGUUAUAAAAGAUAACCUUCAACAGCCAACUGUGUAUUUGACUGUAGAAUGCUGUCACUUUAACAGGCUCCAUAUUUUCAUAUCGAGUAACUGCUGAUGUGAUUUGAUAAUAAAAGCUUUUUAUUAACUUUUA
Molecule: messenger RNA, 1447 nt
Organism: Cyprinodon tularosa
Lineage: Eukaryota; Metazoa; Chordata; Actinopteri; Cyprinodontiformes; Cyprinodontidae
Gene: bub3
Product: BUB3 mitotic checkpoint protein
Exons: 8
Coding region: 172-1152 (326 amino acids)
Biological process (GO): mitotic spindle assembly checkpoint signaling
Cellular component (GO): bub1-bub3 complex; mitotic checkpoint complex; kinetochore
Molecular function (GO): ubiquitin binding
Source: RefSeq, a predicted model, not a curated record